AUGUUCUCCAAGACCAUCAUCCUCGCCCUCUUCGCCUCCUCGGCCACCUUCGCCGCCUCGAUCCAGCAGAGGCAGCUCAACCCCAGCGUCCAGCUCUGCUCCAACAAGAACUUCAACGAUUGCCUCAAUUCUCUACAACUUGAGGGUGCCGGAAGGCUGAACGACAAGGUCAGCUCGCUCAAGGCAAACGGCCAUAACUGCAUCUUCUACAAGUAA
Molecule: messenger RNA, 216 nt
Organism: Alternaria arbusti
Lineage: Eukaryota; Fungi; Ascomycota; Dothideomycetes; Pleosporales; Pleosporaceae
Exons: 3
Coding region: 1-216 (71 amino acids)
Source: RefSeq, a predicted model, not a curated record